CGCGGACUUGUACUAAAAUAAACCUGACGAUAACUGGCAGCAAGUAACGUUCUUUAUACAGUAAAAUCAUCAUAUAAAUUUGUAACCACAACAUCAAACACGGAAACUGAGUUUGUUCGUGACUCGGUCUUAAAACGGAGACUACCCGUUCGUCAACCAUCGCAGAUUGUAGUUUGACUGGAUUAUCCGUAUAAAAGAUGAGUGGCGAGUCAGAUGCCAACAAAGAGUUUGUGGAGCAGCUGCGGCUACAGGAACUUUAUGGCCGGAGAACCGAGGAUGGCUCCGACCCGUACACCUACACUGACCCAGAGGAUGGGACUGUUUACGACUGGGACCAUGACAAAAAGGCGUGGUUCCCUAAAAUAACAGAAGACUUCAUUGCAGCCUACCAGGCUAACUAUGGCUUCAGUAAGGAGGGAGACCCACAGGAGAGCAACGCUGCAGUGAACAGCCCUGACCCAGCAGCCCCCAUAAUGAAAGUCAAGCCUGCAGAAGAGCGGAAGCCAGAAGACACUAACAAGAACCCCGACACAGAGAAGCAGGAGACCCCAGCUAAGGACAAACAAAAAGGGGAGAAGAGAAAAGCAGAGCCAGGAUGGUUUGAAAUUGAUGACACCAAAAACACAAAUGUCUACGUGUCAGGACUGCCCCCUGACAUCAGCACUGAAGAGUUUGCAGAAACAAUGGCAAAGUGUGGCAUUGUGAUGAGGGACCCCAUCACCGAAGAGUACAAAGUCAAACUCUACAAAGACAAAGACGGGAAUCUAAAGGGAGAUGGUCUCUGCUGCUAUCUCAAGAAAGAGUCAGUGGCGCUGGCCAUGCGACUGCUUGACGAGUCAGAGGUCAGAGGUUACAGGCUCCAUGUUGAAGCUGCACGGUUUGAGCUCAAGGGCCAGUACGAUGCCAGCAAGAAGAAAAAGAAAAAUAAAGAAUAUAAGAAGAAGCUGCAGCAACAGAAACAGCUUGACUGGAGGCCAGAGAAGCAAGGGGACGCAAGGAAGAGGCAUGAAAAAGUUGUCAUCAUCAGGAACAUGUUCCACCCCAGUGACUUUGAGGAAGACCCACUGGUGCUGAAUGAGUACCGUGACGAUCUCCGAAUAGAGUGUGAGAGUGGGGAGGUCAAGAAGGUCAUUCUGUUUGAUAGACACCCAGAUGGUGUGGCAUCAGUGGCUUUCAAGGAGGCUGAACAAGCAGAUGCCUGUAUUCAGUCGUUCAGUGGUCGCUGGUUUGGAGGAAGACAGUUAUCUGCUCAGCUCUGGGAUGGAACAACAGACUAUCAGGUGGAAGAGACCACACGCGAGCGAGAAGAAAGACUGAAAGGCUGGUCGUCCUUCUUGGAUGGAGACAAUGCAGCCCAGCAGAACAACAACAACAACAGCAGCAGUAGCAGCACCACCACCACCACCACCACCACCACCACACCAGCAGAGGGCAACACUGCCACAAAACCUACAGAGCUUUCCAGCACCACAAAACAGAAGCACAGCCCUCACAGGAAGAGGAAGUGGACUCCACAGACAGCAGUCUGGCAGGAAGUGAUGAGGAGGAAGCCUAGAUUCUCACAUUCAUAUCUGAUGACAGCCAACGAGGACACAUGUGCUUGUUAAUGAACUGCUGCAAGGUCGUGCGUUGAGCAGGAGACGAGAAAGAAUUUGGACAGUCUGAGCUACUUUGACAAUAUAGAAAAUAAAAUAAUAAUUUUGUGAAUCUC
Betta splendens (Siamese fighting fish) is the source of this 1711-nucleotide messenger RNA. It is a transcript of the gene htatsf1, whose product is annotated as HIV-1 Tat specific factor 1. Lineage: Eukaryota; Metazoa; Chordata; Actinopteri; Anabantiformes; Osphronemidae. Gene Ontology annotation, molecular function: RNA binding. Gene Ontology annotation, cellular component: U2 snRNP; U2-type spliceosomal complex. The record is from RefSeq and is a predicted model, not a curated record. Gene Ontology annotation, biological process: mRNA splicing, via spliceosome.